This is a messenger RNA of Polypterus senegalus (gray bichir), 3839 nucleotides long. Its product is annotated as collagen alpha-1(V) chain-like. Lineage: Eukaryota; Metazoa; Chordata; Cladistia; Polypteriformes; Polypteridae. Gene Ontology annotation, biological process: prevention of polyspermy; binding of sperm to zona pellucida. Gene Ontology annotation, molecular function: acrosin binding; structural constituent of egg coat. The transcript is spliced from 12 exons. The record is from RefSeq and is a predicted model, not a curated record. Gene Ontology annotation, cellular component: egg coat. The coding region runs from base 1 to 3756 and encodes 1251 amino acids.
AUGCAGGUUCUGCCGCGGGCCCCCCCUCGGUUCCAGCUGCCGCGGGUCCCCCCUCGGUACCGGCUGCCAAUUUGCCUGCUGCGGGUUUGCCUGCCGCGGGCCCCCCCUCGGAUCACAGUGCGGGUUUGCCUGGUGCAGGUUCCCCCUUGGGCCCCCCCUCGGUUCCGGCAGCUGUGGGCCCCCCAUCAGAUCCCGAUCCCGUUGGGGGUGUGCCUGGUGUGGGUUUACCCGGCGCGGUCCCCCCCUCAGAUCCCGGCACGGGUUUACCUGGUGCGGGUUUACCCGGCACGGGCCCCCCCUCCGAUCCCGUUGGGGGUGUGCCUGGUGUGGGUUUACCAGGUGUGGGUUUACCCGAUGCGGGCCCCCCCUCGAAUCCCGGUGCGGGUUUACCCGAUGCUGGCCCCCUCGGAUCCCGUUUGCCUGGCACGGGCCCCCCCUCAGAUCCAGCUGGGGGUUUGCCUAGUGCGGGUUUACCUGGCGCGGGUCCCCCCUCGGCUCCCGGCGUGGGUUUGCCUAGUGUGGGUUUACCCGGCGUGGGCCCCCCUUUGGAUCCCGGUGUGGGUUUGCCUGGCGUGGGCCCCCCCUCGGGUCCCGCCGGGGGUUUGCCUGGAGCAGGCCCCCCCUCAGAUCCCGCCGGGGGUUUGCCUGGAGCGGGCCCCCCCUCAGAUCCCGCCGGGGGUUUGCCUGGAGCGGGUUUGCCUGGUGCGGGUCCCCCCUCGGCUCCCAGUGUGGGUUUGCCUGGUGCGGGUCCCCUCGGCUCCUGGCGUGGGUCUGCCUGGUGUGGGUUUACCUGGUGCUGGUGUUCCGGCAGCUGUGGGCCCCCCAUCAGAUCCCGGUGCGGGAUUGCCUGGUGUGAGUUUACCUGGUGCUGGUGUGCCUGGUGCGGGCUCCCCCUCAGAUCCUGUUGGGGGUGUGCCUGGUGUGGGUUUGCCUGGUGCGGGCCUCCCCUCAGAUCCCGGCACGGGUUUACCUGGCGCAGGCCCCCCCUCAGAUCCUGGUGCGGGUUUGCCUGGUGUGGGUUUACCUGGUGCGGGUUUGCCUGGUGUGGGCCCCCCCUCAGAUCCCGUUGGGAGUGUGCCUGGUGUAGGUUUACCAGGUGUGGGUUUGCCUGGCGCGGGCCCCCCCUCGGAUCCCGGUGCAGGUUUACCCGAUGCGGGCCCCCCUUCGGAUCCUGGCGCGGGUUUGCCUGGCGUAGGCACCCCCUCGGGUCCCGGCAUGGGUUUGCCUGGUGCAGGCCCCCCCUCAGAUCCAGCUGGGGGUUUGCCUAGUGUGGGUUUACCUGGCGCGGGCCCCCUCGCUCCCGCCGCGGGUUUGCCUGGAGCGGGCCCCCCCUUGGCUCCCGGCGCGGGUUUGCCCAGUGUGGGUUUACCCGGCGUGGGCCCCCCUUCGGAUCCCGGUGCGGGUUUGCCUGGCGUGGGCACCCCCUCGGGUCCCGGCGCGGGUUUGCCUGGAGCGGGCCCCCCCUCAGAUCCUGCCGGGGGUUUGCCUGGCGUGGGUUUGCCUGGUGCGGGUCUCCCCUCGGCUCCCGCCGUGGGUUUGCCUGAUGCGGGUCCCCCCUCGGCUCCCGGUGCGGGUUUGCCUGGUGCAGGUCCCCCCUCAGAUCCCGUCGGGGGUUUGCCUGGUGCAGGUUUACCCGGCGCGGGCCCCCCCUCAGAUCCUGGUGCAGGUGUGCCUGGUGUGGGUUUGCCUGGCGAGGGCCCCCCUUCUGAUCCCGGUGCAGGUUUGCCUGGUGUGAGUUUACCUGGUGCAGGUUUGCCUGGUGCAGGCCCCCCCUCGGAUCCCGCCGGGAGUUUGCCUGGUGCGGGUUUACCUGUCGCGGGCCCCCCCUCUGAUCCUGGUGCGGGUUUGCCCGGCGCGGGCCCCCCCUCUGAUCCUGGUGCGGGUUUGCCUGGUUUGGGCACCCCCUCAGAUCCCGGCACGGGUUUACCUGGUUCGGGCACCCCUGGUGCAGACCCCCCCUCAGAUCCUGGUGCAGCCCCCCACCCCCAUCAGACACCCAAGCCUGGCCACCCCUUGGAUCCCCAACCGCAACUGACACCCAGGCCAGGCCACGGCCCUCAUCCUACAUCCAAGCCUGGCCACCCUCGGACCCCGUCCGCGACCGACACCCAGGCCGGGCCACGGCCCCCGUCCCCGACCGACACCCAGGCCGGGCCACGGCCCCGUCCGCGACCGACACCCAGGCCGGGCCACGGCCCCCAUCAUCCACCCAAGCCCAGCCACCCCUCGGGUCCUGGCACUGGCCACCCCUCAGGCCCCCAUCUGCCACCUAAACCGGGCCACCCCUCGGGCCCCCAUCCGCGACCUACACCCAGGCCGGGCCACAGCCCCCAUCCACGACCGACACAAAAACCAGACCAAGGCCCCCAUCCACCACCCAAACCGGGCCACCCCUCGGGCCCCCAUCCGCCAACCAAGCCCGGCCACCCCUUGGAUUACCGUCCGCGACCAAAACCCAGGCCCGGCCACCCCUUGGGUCCUGGCACGAGCCAUGGCCCCCAUCCGCCACCCAAGCUGGGCCACCCCUCGGGUCUCCAUCCACGAGUGACACCCAGGCCGGGCCUCGGCUCCCAUCCGCGACCAACACCCAGGCUGGACUACCCUUCAAGUCAUGGCACUGGCCACAGACCCCAUCCAUCAAGGCCACCGUCCAAGCCAGAGACUGAAGAUUCUUGUGAGAGUAGUGAUCCACAUUUCUUUUUGGAAACGCCAUCUCCCUAUGGAAUUGGUGGUGACUUUGUUAGUGCUGGAGAGAUGAAUGCACUUUCACAUCCACGACCUUCAGGAUGCCGGGUUCCUGAUGAGAUGCACAUUCCUUGUGGUCCUGCUCAUGUGACUCCUGAAGUUUGCCUCUCACUGGGCUGCUGUGCUGAUAUCCAGAAGGCGGUUUGCUUUUACCCCUUGGAAGCUUGCACAAAAGACAGCAACUUUGUGUUUGUGGUUUAUCGUAAUUCAACUUGGCCAGAGAUCAAUCUUCACACCUUGAGAGUUGGUCAGGAGGCAUGUCCUCCCUUGGUGCUGACUGAAGACUUUGCCCUCUUCAAGUUUGGGUUGGGAGAAUGUGGAACAAGUGUGUUUGAAAUAGGAUCUACGAGCCUCUUUAUUGCAGAAGUGCUGGGCACUGUUGUCACUUACAGCCAGGCAUUUGGUGAAAUAAGUCGGCAGUUUCCUUACAAUUUCAAGAUGCAAUGCAGCUAUUCAGAGGGCAGCCUGGUCAGUUUAGGCUACAUAGUGAAGACUUUGCCACCACAGUCUGUGGUGUCCCAUCCCAUAGACCCAGGGGUUCAGCUGAGAGUGGCUAAAGAUAAAUGUUACACCCAGUACUAUCCAGAAACUGGUCUCCCCUUAAGAUUAUUUCUAGGAUCUAGUCUCUAUCUGGAGUUGUGCCUCCUCAAUCCUCCUGAACCCGAUGCAAAGCUACUAGUGAACUACUGCAUUGCUUACCCAAGGUCUUCUGAAGCAGCCUGGGUGCUGAUCUACAAUGGUUGUCCCAACACCUUGGACCCUUCACCUUCACAUCUACAGAAGUCUCCACACAAUCAUUGCCGGAGAUUUGAGGUGAAAACCUUCCAAUUUGUGGACCGUAGAACAAAAGCAUAUUUGGAUGAAGAGAUUUACAUCCUCUGUUCUACAGAGAUCUGCUCACCUAUUGAGACUAGCUGUGAUGGUGCUUGCUUUGAUCAUACAGGGUUACAUGUGUCCAGACUGCUUGAGGAGGAGCAGCAGCAUUCUACUGAGCAUAUAAAAGGGAUCUGAUCUGUGGUGAUGCAAGUUACUGGUUCAUGUUCAAGAUCUAAAUGUAUUGAUUUGAAACUUCAUCUAAAUAAAUAUUUUUCCAC